Molecule: messenger RNA, 249 nt
Organism: Protopolystoma xenopodis
Lineage: Eukaryota; Metazoa; Platyhelminthes; Monogenea; Polystomatidea; Polystomatidae
Source: the annotation of a GenBank genome assembly
AUGGUUAAUGCCUCUAGCCGCAUAGUUGAGUGCCACUCGGCCAAAUUAGAGAUGCUAGUGGUAGCGGCAGAAGAGACCUCAGUUGUCGGAAGGAGGGGCAGUAGCACUGGAGAGGAGACAAGUGGACUCGGGUUCAGAGAGUCCCGAGGCAAGGUCACAGGUGAAGUGACAGGAGUGCUGGAGAAGGCUGGUGCAACUCUGGGUUACAGCAUUCUUAAAGAAAGGAAAGCAGGUAAUAAAGAAAUAUGA